CGGAUAAUGCUGGUAUACAAUGAAGUUGGAUGCAUGGCACUGUUCAAAACAACGGUGGUGGUGUGAAAACUCAGUCAUUGAAAGCAGCAGCGUCUUUGUUAUUGUUGAUUUAUGGAAUCUCAAAUCUGCUGGUUUUUCUUUCUCUUCCUUUCUUCUUUUUCACACCUGGUUCACAACACCUUUUAUUUCUCUUCCCUUUGGUUUUUCUACUUCUUUUCCACCUUUCACAUAGGUUUAUACCGUACGAUCGUGGUCACAUCGUAUUGACCCCUUUCCACAUAAUACCCCUUUUUCCCUAUUUAAUCAUUCUCUUUCCCGCCCUGUCUUGAAUGUUAUAAUGGCACAUCCAUAUCCGUUCUCGUCAAACCGGAAACCUCUUACUUAUCUCACCGAUACCUGGCGUAAUUUUGACUCUGGCUUAUCUUCGCCGCCUUCGUCACCCGUGGCUACAUGGUCAAGCAACCCAGAUUCUUAUUUGCAUCUAUUACAGCGAGCAUAUAUCUCACUUAACCAUCAUUCCAAGGAUGCAGGUUUACUUCAUGACAUACAACAAUACCUAAGGGAUCACAGGGAGAUAUCAGAAGACCGCACAGGCGAAGAUGAUUUUUUCGAUAAUGUAUCAUCGCUGGCUAGAAACCAAGAGUCAAAGAUAGAUCACCAUGAACAACCAUCGCUGCAUCUCAAAAGUCAACCAGCGACACCAGUGUCCAGCCGCAGGGCGUCAUCAACUUCUUACGCCAAUUUCUGCACUCAGGUGUAUGACCAGUGGUCGGAAACAGCAUCCAACGAGGGAACCGAAUGCAGUGCAGACAACCUCUGGAACCAGUUCAAACAGCAAAUAAAAGAUCUGCAGACUGAGAACAACAAUAUUCUGUCACUUGUAGUUGACUCUGAACUCAAGUUGAAAAAUGCUGCCGCCGAUAUUAAUUAUUUGCAAGAAGAAGAAAAACCUGCAUCUACUAUCGUCCAUGAUGAAGAGUUUUUUGAGGACGAAGUAGAUGAGCGAGUGGCCAUAAAAUCAAGGUACAGUCGGCAAGAUACUCGUUUAUCAUACUAUGACGAAAUGUUGCCUCCAUCCCCUACAGAGGUAGCGUUACGAUCACUGUUGAAAAACUGCAAGGAACAAGAAGGCAAGCGUAAUGUACUCGAUGAAACGCUUAGUUUACUUAAUAGGGGAUACGAUGAUAAAACAUUUCGGCGAGAUAUUCGGAGGAUCCUUGGAACAAGCUCGGCUGGUACCAAUCCUAUGGAUGAUUCAGAAAGCAUAAUUGACAUUAUGAUUCAAUGGCUUCGAUUUCUCAUUAUUUUAUUCCUCAGUGUUAUUAUCUGUAUUUUGAACGGUCCAAGUAGUCUAGGUGAUCAGAGGUAAUCCUAUGUUCCAUUGUAUUCAACCAACUAAAGCAUAAUCCAUCCAUAUGUAAAAGAAAAAGAAAGCAACAAUAAAACGUUAACAUUCCCCCACCAACCAAAUGUUUACCACCCUUAAAGCUUUCAC
Messenger RNA from Umbelopsis ramanniana AG, 1495 nucleotides. RefSeq lists its product as uncharacterized. The record is from RefSeq and is a predicted model, not a curated record. The transcript has 2 exons. Lineage: Eukaryota; Fungi; Mucoromycota; Umbelopsidomycetes; Umbelopsidales; Umbelopsidaceae. The coding region runs from base 338 to 1369 and encodes 343 amino acids.